Ostrinia nubilalis (European corn borer) is the source of this 2908-nucleotide messenger RNA. RefSeq lists its product as uncharacterized. The transcript is spliced from 2 exons. The record is from RefSeq and is a predicted model, not a curated record. The coding region runs from base 159 to 773 and encodes 204 amino acids. NCBI's taxonomy places the organism in Eukaryota, Metazoa, Arthropoda, Insecta, Lepidoptera, Crambidae.
GCGGCGCUUCAGAAUCGACGCUGACUCCGAACCGAACGGACGUGCGCACGACAGCGCGGCACCAUUCGCGAUCGACGCGUGUUUCGCAUUUGAAUUUUGAAAUUUGAUUUUUUUAAAUUGUGCACAACAUUGCUGUUCUCCAGCCAGCCAGAGCAACCAUGCGGAACUUUGUGAGAACCUUUGCAAUCCUGCUCAUCACCAUCGCAGCGGCGAGCACAGCGCCCGCCUCAUCCUCCAGCCAUGACAACAACCUCACCACCGACCCCAAAGACCCCACCACGCACCAGCUCCUCAGCUCACUCGGCCUCAAGAAGCUCAGGAUACCGGCCGCCCACCACCGCAAGAGGUUAGCGGAGCAAGGAAGACGACACGCCAGCGGCGAUUCAAGGAUGUUCGUCAUCAAACUGCCUCCAAACACCAGCUACUACUCACACGCUGAUCCUGCCCCUGCCGCCGCCCGCACUCUCCCCCUCCAAAUGACCAGCAACGGAAAACCUGCCAGGGUCUAUCAUUGGAACAUCCCAGUACUCCAGAAACUCGCCAAGAACAGACCACAAGCCAGAUUCGACGACGAAAUCGUCGAUGUAGAGAGCACUCCCACCUGGCCGAAAGGAACCAAUGACCACCCGAACUCUCUGGACGCACUCGCUUACUACGUCCCAGCCAAGAAGACGUCUUUCAGGAAAUACUUCUCAGGAAACGGCAAACCUAAGUCCUUCUACGUCAUCGAGAAGAACAAGAAGUCCGCGGAGUACCACAGACUACUCCCAUAAUUUUCAACUUCUUUCCUGCUUUGUAAAUUGGAUUGUAUUUAGUAAAUCUGCGAAGUACUGAUCUAAUGUGUAGAGAUAAUCACUGCUAAUCUCGUUUAAAUGAUAGUUUCUGAGGUUGAUUUGAAUAAAAUAUUUCCUUGCCGACGGCCACAUAUCCAUCUGGGUACCUAAUAGCGGUAUAAUAGUCGAGUAUUAAGUGACGUUAUUAGGAACCUGUCACAUUAAACAUAUUUCUGAACAUUACGCACAUACAUUCCCCUUAUUUAGUACAGUUAACGCGAUUUGAUUUAUUUUGUAACACUUCUUAUAAUUGAGGCUCAUAAAAGUAUGCUGUAACAUGUUUGAAAUGUUGUUUCAAGAUAAUCAUUAUUUAUUAUUAUUGCGGAUUCUUAUUAAAAAGGCAAAAAGUUUUAUUUCUGUAAUAGUCUACUGAAAGAACAUUACAAAUUAUCUGCCUUAUGUACUAACGAUUAUUUCAUGAAAACUAUGUAAAAACUUACAUUAUCCAUGUAUGCCUGUGUGUAAGCUUGAUUUGUGUGACAGUAAUAAAAUUGUUGUAGGUAAUAUUAAGAGCGUAAGAAAAUUAACUUGAAGGUAUGAAUUCAGACUUGUCAUACAAAUCAGGCUAUAUUUUACAGGACAAUUAUAAAUAGAUACAGUAGAAUAAGUAAAUAAUCAUUGUAAAUAGUUGCUUUGCAUUUAGUUUUAGGUAAACGAUAGGUGCUUAGAUAUUAGUAAGACUGCGAAACGAAUUUAAAUUAUUACUAUAGUUGUAGUAUAGGCUCAUGUCGCAGACAAGGAAACUGUCAGUACUUAGUUAAAUAUCUGACAUAUCAUUUAUUUUUUAUCAUCCAAGUUGACUUGGUAUUCGUCCAAGUCAUCCAACUCUCUUUGAACAAGGAGUUGUUGAGUAUAGAGACAGCUCUACGUACAAAAUUAUUGUAAAUUUUUGGCAAUCCUUAAUUUUUUCGUCACUGACAUCGUCCGACAUGAUUCUGUAAUAAUAUGGCACGUUAGGUACCUGCAUAACAUGCGCCGUUUGAUAUGCUAUAUGAAUUUAAUACUUUACCUACUAAACUUUCUCGCGAUUUUUUUGAUGCAUCAACAGCUCUGCUAGAUGAUGAAUCUUUAUGUUGGACUCUACAUUCAUUUAAAAUAGUAAUAUUAUAGAGAACAUAAUUAUUAUGUUCUUUAGCUCAUCUAUUGUAUUUUAAUUAAACAUGAAUUACGCCCGUAUUCACAAACGAUGUUUGCGUGAAGCAGCAAAUCGAACGCACAGUGUUGAAUAGAGCUCUGCGAUUGGUUCAUGUGUCCACGCGCACUGUGAGACCUCAUAGUAUUGUUUGUGAAUAUGGGCGUUAGGUGUGAAAUUCCAUAAUAACAAUAAAAUCACAGAUCAACUUUGAUAGCACAAAUCUUUUUGAUAAGGUUUAUAUGGGCUAUGUAUCAACCUAUUUAUUGCAGAAAAUACUAAAGGACUAACUACUUUAUUGUACUAUCAUGUAUGAUAUUAAUAUCGCUCACUUUUAUUGUACAUGCAGCAGACUUUUUUGUAUUUUACAAAAUAAACAAUAAACACGCUGCGAUGUAUAAUAUGUAGAGGCAAAUAUCGUUGAUGCAUUUAAUUGUAUGUAAGCAUAAUAAUUUUAGAACUACUUGAUAUAAUAACGAUAAACGUCCUUCUUUAAGUGUUUAUAGUCAGAUAUACAUAAUACUUGUAGCUCUUAUUAUAAUAACAUGAAAGCUUUUUGACUACAAUGUAAUCUCUACAGAAAAUACCGUCAAUUAAUUUGUAACUUUUGAAUUUUAUUUAUCCCUGGUGUUUAUUACUCGUAUAUGUGUUUAUUGCAUGAAUAUGUGAAACCACUAUUUGAACUUUUUUUUUAUACAAUAUUUUCUAAGAAAAUGUUUACUAAUUUUUGUAAAAAAGUUAUUUCAAAUUUCUUCUUUGUACAUUUGCCAGUGAAAUAUUAGUUUAUAUUUCCAAUUCAUAAUAAGCAAAGCUUUUAUUUUAAAACGACUGCCCACGGCAAAGUCACGCUUUAAAAUCAUAAUUAAUGUAAGUAGAGUUAAGUAUAAGUACUACCUAUUUUGUACAACGUAAAAAUAUUAAUAAAUAUUUAAUUUUUAAUAAA